AAACUACACAUCCCAUAAUGCACAGCGGUGGCGUGACAGCAGCACGCUGCGGAUGUUUUCCUCGUAGCUAGUGCUGGAGCUUUCUGGGGUGUUCUGCUCGCAAGCUGAUGAAACCUAUGCCCGUUAUUACAUUCAAAGGGACCUUAUUAUAAAGGAAACCAGCGGGUUUCACGGCGUUUUACGGAGGAUUCGCGUGCGAGAGUGGCGGUUGGUUUAUCGAGAGGCUGAGAUUGUAGGUUAGUGGAGCACAAUGUUGCUGUCAUCUGUGCCCAAGCGCAUGCUGAUGCGAAGGUCGCGCAGCCUGUCGCCCUGUCGCGCGCUCCAAACGACCGCAGCCGACUCCUCCUGCUCCACCGGGAGACAGGGUCUGCGCGAGGCAGUGGAUGCCAACCGAAACCCCAUCAUUUCCACGUCCCGUGUGUCUCGGAAGGGCAUUUUGAGCGAGGAAACUACGAGCUUGGCGAAUGUGACCCCUCAGCACAUGCAGUACCACCAUCUGGCCACGAGGUGGCUCAACAACCUGCAGGGCCGCCGCAGCUCCUGGGCCGCGCUCGCCAGCAAGGGCCGUGAGAACAACUACUGGGAUGGGGCGUCUGGCUCGCGACAGAGCCGCUCCUCCGGCUUCGCCACAGCCGGUGGUGUCCUGUCAGCUGCCGCCGUGGCCUUCUGCCUCAAGAAGGACGGAGACUCCAAAGGUGAUUCUCUUCUGCAGGCGGCACGGACCAACAGCUCUCAGGAAGUCCUCAGGCUGAUAGAUGAUGAAGGGGUGGAUGUGAACUAUCGCCACAAGAUGGGCUGGACUCCUCUCAUGGUAGCCGCCAUGAACAGGCAGCACAAUGUGGUGCGUGCGUUGUUGGAUAAGGGGGCGGAUCCUAACCUUGGCGAUGACUUCAGCAGCGUGUACGAGAUCUCACGCGAGAAGAGCAUACACUCCCUGGAGGUCCUGGUGACGCGUGAGGAUGAGUUCUCCAGUCGUCUGAGUUCCAGAGCUAACUUCCGAGGCUGCACCGCGCUGCACUACGCCGUCCUGGCUGACGAUGUGACUACUGUAAACACACUACUGGAGGCAGGUGCCGACCCACUGCAGACUAACAGCCAGGGCCACACGGCAGCCCAGUACGCCAAAGACGGACCUCUACAGGACCUGCUGAAGGAGUGGGAGACCAAGGGUAUUGAGCAGCGUAAGAAGAGGGAGGCGGAGGAGAGGAGGCGGUUUCCUCUGGAGCGGAGGCUGAAGGAACACAUCAUCGGACAGGAGGGAGCAAUUAACACAGUCGCCGCAGCGAUCAGAAGGAAAGAGAACGGUUGGUAUGAUGAAGAGCAUCCUCUCGUCUUCCUCUUCCUCGGCUCUUCUGGCAUUGGGAAGACUGAGUUGGCUAAACAAGUGGCUCGCUACAUGCACAAGGACAUCAAGAGGGGUUUCAUCCGCAUGGACAUGUCAGAGUUCCAGGAGAAGCAUGAGGUGGCUAAGUUCAUCGGUUCCCCGCCGGGCUACGUGGGACAUGAUGACGGUGGUCAGCUGACUAAGCGUCUUCGCGAGUCUCCCAACGCGGUCGUGCUGUUCGACGAGGUGGACAAGGCCCACCCAGACGUACUCACCAUCAUGCUACAGCUCUUUGAUGAGGGCCGUCUAACAGAUGGUAAAGGGAAGACUAUUGAGUGCAAAGACGCCGUGUUCAUCAUGACGUCUAACGUGGCCAGCGACGAGAUAUCCCACCAUGCACUGCAACUGCGGCAGGAAGCUCAGGAGCAGAGCAGACGACGCCUAGCGGACAACCUGGAGGAUGUCCAGAAGUCUAAUCAGGUCACCAUCUCCAAACAGUUCAAAGAGGACGUCAUACGACCCAUACUGAAGGCCCAGUUUCGACGUGAUGAGUUCCUGGGUCGCAUCAAUGAGAUUGUCUACUUCCUGCCCUUCUGCCACUCAGAGCUGAUACAGCUGGUCACCAAGGAACUGGCCUUCUGGGCCAAGAAGGCUAAGCAAAGGCAUGACAUCACUCUGCUGUGGGAUGCUCCGGUGUUGGACCUGCUGGCUGGAGGAUACAACGUCCACUACGGAGCACGUUCCAUCAAACACGAGGUGGAGCGCUGCGUGGUGAACCAGCUGGCCGCCGCCCACGAGCAGGAGCUCCUCCCCCAGGGCUGCACGCUCCGCCUCUCCGUCGACACCGGAUUGGACGAGGAGCAGAAUGGGGCAGGGCCAACGCUGAGGCUGGAGGUGGUGGGAGAGGACAGUUCCACCAGAACACUCGACAUACGCCCCCCAUUAAACCCUCAACACACAGCAUAUGCACACUAACACAGACACACACAAACACACACACACUCGACAUACGCCCCCCCACUAAACCCACAACACACUGCCUACACUCACACACACACACACGACAUAUGACCACCGAUGAACCCCCAACACGCAGCCUACACACACGAACACACACACAUACGGCAUACGACCGCCACGUAGCCCACUACAGACUGCCUAUACACACCAAUGUAAACUCUAGAUAUACACCAUCCCCCUUCCCAACCCACAACAGUCCACCUACACACACACACACACACACACACACACACACACACACACACACUACCAGUACUGCUGCUUGUGUUGGUUAAUAAAGAUGUGACUGGAACAGCAUCACGAAUCUGACUGCCCCUGUCUGUUAGCAUUAGCAUUAACAUUAGCUUUAACUAGCAUCUCCACAGAAACUCCCUCCAAAUGCGCUACGCAGCUAUGAAUCUGUCUGUUAGCAAUAGCAAUAGAAUAAGAGUCCAGGGUUUAGAAGAUGGAUUGAGGAGAUCAGAGAGUUUGUUACUGAACUGCCAAUGCAAUGAGAGAAACUCUGUUCAUUACUGCCAAUGUAAUAUAUUUGGUGUGAACUGCUAGCAGCUAACCGCCAUGCUAUCGUAACGACACAACUAACCCAUGCUGAUAUGCUAGCAUAGCAACUUCUUUGCUACCAUAGGAAAAGUCA
This is a messenger RNA of Engraulis encrasicolus (European anchovy), 2978 nucleotides long. RefSeq names its product ClpB family mitochondrial disaggregase (gene clpb). Bases 251 to 2299 code for a protein of 682 amino acids. Gene Ontology annotation, molecular function: protein binding; ATP hydrolysis activity; ATP binding. Gene Ontology annotation, biological process: cellular response to heat. Gene Ontology annotation, cellular component: mitochondrion; cytoplasm. The transcript is spliced from 16 exons. NCBI's taxonomy places the organism in Eukaryota, Metazoa, Chordata, Actinopteri, Clupeiformes, Engraulidae. The record is from RefSeq and is a predicted model, not a curated record.